Messenger RNA from Astrephomene gubernaculifera, 531 nucleotides. Lineage: Eukaryota; Viridiplantae; Chlorophyta; Chlorophyceae; Chlamydomonadales; Astrephomenaceae. The record is from the annotation of a GenBank genome assembly.
AUGACGUCCGAGGGAGGUGGCCUGGCGGAUAGGUGCCCCACCCCCUCCCGCCCCACCCACUUCCUGGCGCUGCGGCUCUCGCACUCGCCCGGGGUCACUCAGGCAAUCGAGAAGGUCCACCACGCCCUGCAGCAGCACCACCCCUCCCUCUCCGACUUCAUAGAACCCGCCGUCAAGGCGCACCUCACACUGCUAGUCAUGGCGCUGCAUGUGGGGCCCACACUGACUCCGGCAGCCGCAGCAGCAGCAGCCAGGAUGGGGCCCGGGCAGGAGGCGGCUGCUGCUGCUGCCAGCUGCCAGGACCCUCUGACCGCUCCACCAGUCGACACCACCACCACGCCCGCCACCGCCAUUACUGCGCCGGUAGCCGCAGCAGCAGUGGUUGCAGCACCGCCUCUGCCACCCAUCCCGCUCAACCCAGCAGAGGACACCCCAGCCGCCGCAGCCGCGGCUCCGGGCCUGCCCUCCGGCCUCGCUACAGCUCCAGCUACCCCCGCCCCCGCCCCCGCCCCUGAGCUCCAGCUGCCCUGG